AUGAAAAAAAGAGUCAGAAUUAAUUCACACUAUACAUUUCAAGUAGAGGUGUUCACCUCCCCACUGGGCGAUGAUCAGUUCAGGCUGUUGCCUAUGGGUGUACCGCGCACCGGCGUUUGUGAGGGUCUUCGGUAUUUGUACACCAAACAGGUGCAGCCGUCGGUUAUUCAGGGGAAACACACCAAUUUCCCUUUUGUGCCUGAGGAGGGUCUUUGUCCUAUACCGAAAGGUGAAUACUUCAUAAAAAAUAUAGAGUACGACACCGAUUCUUGGCCAAAUCAAAUACCGCGUGGCGUUAUUAAAACAGUAAUAACAUUUUUCAAAGACGGGGUAAAUAUUGGCGGCUAUGUAAUACGUAUGCUCGUAGAAGAUCGUGAAUGA
Molecule: messenger RNA, 381 nt
Organism: Rhagoletis zephyria (snowberry fruit fly)
Lineage: Eukaryota; Metazoa; Arthropoda; Insecta; Diptera; Tephritidae
Source: RefSeq, a predicted model, not a curated record